Messenger RNA from Penicillium odoratum, 345 nucleotides. RefSeq lists its product as uncharacterized. The transcript is spliced from 3 exons. The coding region runs from base 1 to 345 and encodes 114 amino acids. NCBI's taxonomy places the organism in Eukaryota, Fungi, Ascomycota, Eurotiomycetes, Eurotiales, Aspergillaceae. The record is from RefSeq and is a predicted model, not a curated record.
AUGGCUGUCGGUAUCAAAGCAGCCGUUAGGAGCCCCGCCGACGAGCUGCAGUUUGAGGGUUCAGAAGCUGGUCAUGCCGUUACCAUCGUUCUCGACGCUGACAAACCAAACCCCCUGUUUCAGACACCUAUAGGUCAAGAUGCACGGGUAUCGAACAUCCUCAUCCUUGAAUCAGUGGACCCUAGUACUGACCUCGAUCAGCAUAUCCUGGAUAUCGGAACUGCCAUGGACUAUGGGCUAUGUGCGUAUAAUCACCAUUCCGUAUUGCUAUUCAAUCCCGCUAAUGCUGAGCCCAGUGACGUUGCCGAUAUGUCUCCCGAUGGUGAACAUAUUCCCAGCCUUUGA